Scomber scombrus (Atlantic mackerel) is the source of this 1074-nucleotide messenger RNA. Its product is annotated as red-sensitive opsin. The coding region runs from base 1 to 1074 and encodes 357 amino acids. NCBI's taxonomy places the organism in Eukaryota, Metazoa, Chordata, Actinopteri, Scombriformes, Scombridae. The transcript has 6 exons. Gene Ontology annotation, molecular function: G protein-coupled receptor activity. Gene Ontology annotation, cellular component: photoreceptor outer segment; membrane. The record is from RefSeq and is a predicted model, not a curated record. Gene Ontology annotation, biological process: G protein-coupled receptor signaling pathway; visual perception; phototransduction.
AUGACAGAAGAGUGGGGAAAACCGGCGUUUGCCGCCAGGCGACACUAUGAAGACUCAACAAGGGGAUCUGCCUUUGUUUACACAAACAGCAAUCAAACAAGAGAUCCCUUUGAAGGUCCAAAUUACCACAUUGCUCCUCGAUGGAUUUACAACCUUUCAACAGUCUGGAUGAUGAUUGUGGUUGUUCUAUCAGUCUUCACUAACGGUCUCGUCUUGGUGGCAACAGCAAAGUUCAAGAAACUCCGUCACCCUCUGAACUGGAUCUUGGUCAAUCUUGCUGUUGCUGAUCUUGGAGAGACAGUAUUUGCAAGCACAAUCAGUGUAUGCAACCAGUAUUUUGGUUACUUCAUUCUAGGACACCCAAUGUGCGUCUUUGAGGGCUACACUGUCUCAGUUUGUGGCAUUGCUGCUCUCUGGUCCCUGACUAUCAUCUCUUGGGAGAGAUGGGUCGUUGUCUGCAAACCUUUUGGAAACGUCAAGUUUGAUGCCAAAUGGGCCACAGGUGGAAUUGUAUUUUCCUGGGUCUGGUCAGCUGUAUGGUGUGCUCCCCCCAUAUUUGGAUGGAGCAGGUACUGGCCUCACGGACUGAAGACUUCCUGUGGACCUGAUGUAUUCAGUGGAAGUGAGGACUCUGGUGUCCAGUCCUAUAUGAUUGUUCUUAUGAUUACAUGUUGCUUAAUUCCCCUUGCUAUCAUCAUCCUUUGCUACCUGGCGGUCUGGUUGGCUAUCCGUGCUGUUGCCUUGCAGCAAAAGGAAUCAGAGUCAACCCAGAAAGCUGAGAAAGAAGUAUCCAGAAUGGUCGUUGUCAUGAUUUUGGCAUACUGUUUAUGUUGGGGACCUUACACCUUUUUUGCCUGCUUUGCUGCGGCAAACCCUGGAUAUGCUUUCCAUCCUCUGGCUGCUGCCAUGCCUGCAUACUUUGCCAAGAGCGCCACCAUCUACAACCCAAUUAUCUAUGUCUUCAUGAACCGCCAGUUCCGCACAUGCAUCAUGCAGCUUUUUGGCAAAGAAGUUGAUGAUGGCUCUGAAGUAUCUACAUCAAAGACAGAGGUCUCGUCUGUGGCUCCUGCAUAA